AGUUGUGGUUUUAUUUCCGGGGUUGUCUUCUCAAAAUAAGUCAUGAAGCAUGCUAGCUAACCUAGCAGUUAAAAGAUUCAGAAGUGCAAGUGUGUACAGUGGGUUUUAGCUGUGUUUGUUAGAGGCAAAGUCAGCGGACUCUGAAAUGACUUAAGAAAGCGGUGGUUUUGGCGUAACCGUUAACAUAGAGUUAAAGAGUAUCGGUAGAAGAUGAUAGAACCAGAGCUACUGACCGAGGUCCCAGCAGCACUUAAGCGGCUAGCCAAGCAGGUUGUAAGGGGUUUCUAUGGAGUGGAACAUGCCUUGGCCCUGGAUGUGCUGAUCCGCAACCCAUGUGUACGUGAGGAGGACAUGCUGGAGCUGCUCAAGUUUGACCGUAAACAGCUGCGCUCAGUACUCAACACCCUGAAGGCAGACAAGUUUGUCAAGUGCCGCAUGAGAGUGGAAACGGCUCCCGAUGGCAAGACAACACGGCACAACUACUACUUCAUCAACUACAGGGUACUAGUCAACGUGGUCAAGUAUAAAUUGGAUCACAUGCGACGGCGCAUCGAGACAGAUGAGCGAGACUCCACCAACCGUGCCUCCUUCCGGUGCCCCUGCUGCUUCUCCACCUUCACCGACUUAGAGGCCAAUCAGCUGUUUGACCCUAUGACAGGUACAUUUCGCUGCACCUUCUGCCAGACAGAAGUAGAAGAGGAUGAGUCUGUCUGUCCUGAUGCCAGGACACAGGUGGCACGCUUCAAUGAGCAGAUCGAGCCCAUCUAUGUGCUGCUACGUGAGACAGAAGAUGUUAACUUGUCCCAUGACCUGCUGGAGCCUGAGCCUACUGAGAUUCCUGCCCUGAAACAGAGCCGUGAACGUGCUGCAGCAUCCGGACUAAACUCUGCAGGCCAACACCGUGAAGCCUGGUCUAACAAAGGCUCAUCCUACGCUGACCUGUACACCCAGAAUGUGGUUAUCAGCAUGGAGGAGCAGGAUGCCCAGCAGAAGCAGGCCAGUGAGGGCAAAGCACCUAAGGAGAGGCCCGUCUGGUUGACCCAGAGCACCGUGCAGGGUGCUUACAGCGAACCUGACAUCCUCCAGAACAGUGGAGACGUUGUACCCGGAGCCCAGGAUGGAGCCACUGGUCAUGGAAUUGGUCAGGCAGAUGAAAAUGAAGAAGUGAUGCGUGCCCUGCUCAUCCAUGAGAAGAGGGGUGCGACAGGAGUAGGUGGAGGUGGAGCGAGUGCUGCUACAAAGGGGCUCACCUCCGCCACAGCUAAUGCCAGCGACUCAGAGAGCGACACCAGCGAAUCAGAUGACGACUCUCCCUCAGGUCCUCCCCCUGCCGCAGCUGCUCAGCAUCGGGCCAACGAGGAGGAGGAAGAGGACGAUGAUGAGUUUGAGGAGGUGGGGGAUGAGCCGAUGGUGAUGGUGGGAGGGCGGUCGUUCUCAUACCGAGAGGUCAGCCAGAGGCCAGAGCUAGUGGAGCAGAUGUCUGCACAGGAGAAGGAGGCCUACAUUGAAAUGGGACGAAACCUCUUCCAGGACAUGUACUUCUGAACACUCACACACUUUUAUAAAUGUAUACAUUCACACACACACACACACACAUAAUGAAACAAUUUGAUGGAUAGGCUUUGAGUUCCCAAAUGUAUACCUCUGCUGUCUCAGUGUCGAUGGUGAUAUCUGAGGAAAUGUUUGUGCAAACAACUUCUAAAGAAAAACAGGGGUUGCUCAAGAAGUAUUUACAGUCAGCUAGAACCAAGGACAUGCUUUGACAGUGUUGCCUAAGUGAUCACACCUUUAGUAUUCUGUCCUAAGUAUUUUUUUAUUCUCAGUCACCAAACCAGAAGAGAGCUGGCCAGCUGCAGUUUGUGCACAGAGUGCCAAUUAGUUUUUUGUUAGUCCGGUAAACUUGCAUCUGAAAUGAAAAUUAAACAGUCUGUCUACAUCAUGCAUCUGACGGAACAGACAAGCUUCUCUACACACAAGCAUAUGUUCAGUGCUUCAAGUCAGUUUUUUUCCCCCACUCAUUCCGUAUGGCUACGUUGACUGUGUAUUGGGCCAUGAGCUCUGCCAGAAGACAUCUGUGUGCAUAGCAGUACUGUGGCUGAACGUAAGCAGUGUGACACUGAAGGAGGACCGAAGCUGCUGCUGUGCUGCCGACGGGCUGCUUUCACUACGCUGGCCAUGUAGACAUGGUGUUAGGCUGAAUAUUUUCUGUAACAAAUUCAGACUGGAUUUAAAAGCUCCUCUCAGGCAAAUGUUGAACAAGAGAAACAAGAAGAUAUGGGUGAAUUGUUGUGGUUUUCAGUAAAACAUUUGUUAUUCUGAACUAUCUGUAAUAAAAAGAUACUGCAGUACACCAAUA
Molecule: messenger RNA, 2356 nt
Organism: Siniperca chuatsi (mandarin fish)
Lineage: Eukaryota; Metazoa; Chordata; Actinopteri; Centrarchiformes; Sinipercidae
Gene: gtf2e1
Product: general transcription factor IIE, polypeptide 1, alpha
Exons: 6
Coding region: 211-1545 (444 amino acids)
Biological process (GO): transcription initiation at RNA polymerase II promoter; transcription open complex formation at RNA polymerase II promoter
Cellular component (GO): transcription factor TFIIE complex
Source: RefSeq, a predicted model, not a curated record